Molecule: messenger RNA, 1838 nt
Organism: Odontomachus brunneus
Lineage: Eukaryota; Metazoa; Arthropoda; Insecta; Hymenoptera; Formicidae
Gene: Efr
Product: UDP-xylose and UDP-N-acetylglucosamine transporter-like
Exons: 6
Coding region: 543-1544 (333 amino acids)
Biological process (GO): transmembrane transport
Cellular component (GO): endoplasmic reticulum membrane; Golgi membrane
Molecular function (GO): UDP-xylose transmembrane transporter activity; UDP-N-acetylglucosamine transmembrane transporter activity
Source: RefSeq, a predicted model, not a curated record
CAAUUGAAGCAGCGAUCAAUUCUACAGAGAAUUAGAUGCUUUUUGUAUUGAAAUAGAUAGUAAAUGAUAUACGAUAAUAUAUUUUAUUUAAUAUGUUUAUUAUUAAAAAUUUAUACUACAUACUUUAUACUAUAUUUUAGCAUAUAUUAUUUCAUAAAUAUUUUAUGCAGCUGGGGACUUAACGACGUUUUAUAAUUCAACAGAAUAUAUAAACUAGCGAAGAUUUACAGCUUUUGUUUAAUACGUAACCUUAAUUUUGUACCAUUUCUGCAAAUGAUAACCUAAUCUCGCUUGGUUUUGUUUAUUUGAUUGCUCGAGUCGCUGUAUUGCCGUAUGGAGGGGAUAUGAAAUGGUGUGAUUGUGCAGAGAAGAAAUAAAAAGCCUUCAGAGUUACUUUCGUUCGAAGUGACUCGAAAAGUCUCAUGACGAAUCCUAUUGUAUGUGUUAAUUAUUAUGCGACCACGCAACACAUCGCAUUAUCAUAGUAUGUUAAAUCGCUCCGGGAUUGAUCGUAAAGGAAAGAAAAAUCUUGAUUGAUCACAAUGCGGACAGCUAUCGCGGUGUUCUGUGUUUUUCUAGGCUGUUGUACCAACGUCGUGUUCCUGGAGCUACUUGUCAAGGAUGAUCCUGGUAGCGGAAAUCUUAUCACGUUCUCGCAAUUUCUCUUUAUAUCUAUUGAAGGAUUUUUAUUCACAUCCAAAUGCGGCACCGUUAAGCCAAAUAUAGGCAUAAAGGACUAUUUUCUCCUAGUUACAAUGUUCUUUAUCACCAAUGUUUGCAACAAUUAUGCCUUUGACUUCAAUAUUCCCAUGCCGUUGCAUAUGAUAUUCAGAGCUGGUUCUCUUAUAGCCAACAUGAUCAUGGGAAUUGUGAUUUUGAAGAAGAAGUACACAUUUAGCAAGUACUUAUCAGUAUUUAUGAUUACUUCAGGCAUAGCGAUUUGCACGAUCAUCAGUGGUAAGGAGAUCAAGUCCUUGAGACAGAAAGACACGGAGCAUGUGCCCACAACGCCGUGGGAAGACUUCUUCUGGUGGAGUCUGGGCAUAUCUCUGCUCACGAUCGCUCUAUUCGUCUCCGCGAGAAUGGGCAUCUACCAGGAGGUGUUGCACAGUCGAUAUGGCAAAAAUGCGCGAGAGGCUCUGUAUUAUACACAUCUGCUACCCUUGCCAUUCUUCGUAACGUUAGCACCUAACAUCUACGAUCAUUGGAAAUUCGCGUUUGCAUCUGAGCCUAUGGAAUUGCCUCUGAUCGGCGUGUACCUACCAAAAUUAAUCGUAUAUUUAGUCGGGAACAUCUUGACGCAGUACAUGUGCAUCAGUUCUGUGUUUGUGUUAACGACAGAAUGCAGUUCACUCACAGUCACUCUGGUGAUAACCCUGCGAAAGUUCCUGUCUUUACUCUUCUCUAUAGUUUACUUCAAAAAUCCAUUUACUUUACAUCACUGGAUCGGAACUUUACUAGUCUUUGUGGGUACGAUUAUAUUUACAGAAGUAGUGCCAAAGAUUAAGCAAAGUUUGCAGCCUAUACCUAAGAAAGUGGAUUAGAGAUGUUAACGUUAUUAAAAAUGAAUGCGAACUAAACACCGUGAUUCAUUUUCAAUUAUGCAGUAACGAAUUCCUCAUGGCAUUUAUGGCGUCUAAUAAACAAUGCAUGAGAGAAAUUCGCGAAUGGUUAUAACACCUGACAAGGUGACUAAUGCCGUCCAUCAAUUUAUACAAAUAUAUAUGUAUAAUACGUUUUUCUCUCUCUCUGUAAAAUAGCGACAAAUAUAUAAUAUUUGAAAUUUGUCUUUACUAUCCGCUGCUGUAUUUUCAUAAUUAAAUUGACAAAUAAAAAUA